AUGAACACCACCAUUCAAGAAUUGACUUGCAAAUCAGUCGAGCUCGACGGCUUCGGCUCCACCGCCGACGACGCUUGGUUCGAUUACCACACUGCACCUAUGGACGGCGAGGAGGAAACCGGGGCGCAUCUCCAUCAAAUUGCGGCUUUCAAAGCGUACAUAAAAGGCGACUCCACACCAUCCGAGACAGCUGCCAUCAUGACCAAGCCUCAUGAUCCCGACGAGAGGACCGACAUACAACGCCGCGUACUGGGCAUAAUCGAAGACGCGCUUUUUGAGCUGCCUGAGAGCAACACACCCGCCAUCGUCAACCUGAUAAAAGAAAUUAGCCAGGACGGCGACCCAUCCUGGCUCAAAGACUUUGGCGACUCGUGGUCAGAUGAAUGGAAGCAGAGCCACUGGCGUAAAUCGUUGGCGGAUCGGGAUCCAGCCACGAGAGCGAAGAGGCGCGAGGCCCACGUGCACCUCGCUUUUGUGGAGGCAUCUUGUGCAAUGGCUGCUCCAGGACUGGAUCCUGAAGAUGGUAUCUUGCCACUGAGCUGGGGCUAUGAGUGCAUCUCCGAGGCGCUCGAAUGCCAGGAUGCAGUGUGGGACUUCGAAGUACCUGCUGCGGCGGUGUGGAUCAAGAUAGCCGGGGAAAGACUUAGAGAGGGCGCUAGGAAAGGUGACGAGACCUGGGCGUUAGAGGAAGAGGGGAGGCUUUGGUUGCCGGGACCGAUGAGCAUGGAUCGGUGGAAUUUCUGGUUGGAAAGACUCGAGGAGAUUGAGAGAAUUGGUAAGGUCAUCUCGACAACGGCGAGUGAAGCCGUGCGGGAUGCUAGAGCCCAGGUUAAAGAGUACUUGAUGGCUUAG
Messenger RNA from Penicillium psychrosexuale, 852 nucleotides. RefSeq names its product DUF3632 domain-containing protein. The transcript has a single exon. Lineage: Eukaryota; Fungi; Ascomycota; Eurotiomycetes; Eurotiales; Aspergillaceae. The coding region runs from base 1 to 852 and encodes 283 amino acids. The record is from RefSeq and is a predicted model, not a curated record.